This is a messenger RNA of Cephus cinctus (wheat stem sawfly), 1765 nucleotides long. RefSeq lists its product as uncharacterized. The transcript is spliced from 2 exons. Lineage: Eukaryota; Metazoa; Arthropoda; Insecta; Hymenoptera; Cephidae. The record is from RefSeq and is a predicted model, not a curated record. The coding region runs from base 135 to 1721 and encodes 528 amino acids.
UUAGAGAACAUUUGUUUAAAAGCGCUAUUCAUUUGUUUGAACGCACUUGGCAGGGAGUAGUAGGGAUUAUGUUAUCAUAGUCCUCCUCGCCUAACAAUACGUCUCAGUUUUCAUGGAGACUUCAUACGUGAAAUAUGACUUCAUCUAAGCAGCGCUGCUUCGUCCUUUCUUGUAUCUUAUUGGUACUAGCAUCGAUUCAGUCAGUAACCAACGGGAAUCUGUUUACUUCUAUCGUGGAUCAAGUUGCUUCUACCGCUGAAAGCAAGUAUUUGACAAACAAAGUAAGUGAGGGUGUUUCAUUUUCGAAUGGCUACUGGACUGAAAAGCUAAAGGAAAGUAUUUUCAAGACAAUAUCAGCAGAGCCAUUGUUCAACGAAGAAAUUUAUAAAGCAAUUCUCACUGCUCCAUUUUAUGGGAAACCUAGUUAUUCAAUGGAUUCUGAUGGAGAUAUUUUGAAACUCUCAUCUGGUGAUUUGAGGAUAAAUGAAAAUGGUUCCUGGUUUUUCUGUCAAGAGAAUUGUACGGAGUGUCCCGCCUGUCGAGAAGAUUCUACAAGAAGAGCAAAAUGGAGUGUGAGAAGAAUACGAGAACAUAAUACUGAUAAGAAGGAAGGACCGUUUCGUUACAAUUUACAAUUUAAUAUUAUUCCAUUCAAAGAUGCUCAACUAUUAAAUACAAAAAAUAGAAGGUAUACAGGACACGUGUACACCAUAAAAGAUCCUCAACCACCAAUGAGAGAUCCUAUUAUUCAAAAGGAUUAUAUUUUAAACAUUGAAGAUUAUGAUGCCCAGGAAUCUGCAGAAAAUUAUGGAUAUGGUCUACCUCAUGAUCGGCAUGAGUCUGGAAGACCAACAAGAACAGAGGAUUCCUUCAAUACUUUUGAUCAUUCUAGGAUUCAUCAUCAUCAUUCUGUUCGAGAAAAACCUCAUGCGAAUACGGAAACGAAUCCUACAAAUUUUCCUGAUUAUUAUAACUUGAUAUAUAACGAAGUAUUACAGGCUGUUCGGUCUGACAAUGAAUUGUGGAAAUCUAUACUUGGUAAAAAUUCAAGCAAAAGUUAUCAUCGUGAUCUUUCCAGAGAUAUAAAUGGCUCUAUGGAUUGGAAACAGAAUGAUUCUGCCUGGUAUUCGAAGAACCAAGUGCGCCUACCUGAACAAACUGCUAUUGUCGAAACAGAGAAAAAUUCUCAGACCACUGUUUCGCAUAUAAUAGAUCCCAGCUCAACAAAUUAUGAAAAAUUAAAUAAUGGCAACACUGUAGAAGAAAGACAAUCUAACAUGAUGUAUACACCGAACACACAAGCAACUGUUACUUUGACAAAUAUUGGUGUAAACCAAAAACAGGAGCAAAAUGAUUCAGGAAAUCAAUAUUUAUUACCUAAUAUAUUUCCACAGGACAAGACUAAACAAGACACAAUGAAUACAACAAACAUAUCUGUUCAUGAAAUGGAAUCAUUUCUAGAUAAGGAAAAUACAAAGAAAUUUGAUAACGGGAUUAAAAUGAACGGACAGUCCAGUCUGCUCGAGCCAUUGAAAGAAACAAAAUUUGAGACAGUUAAUGAAUUGAAACUUUAUAAGGAUUUGCUAAGACAACUGGCACUUUCUGUGAUAACAAACUCAAGAAAUUUGGAAGAAAAUCCUCAAACCAAAUUGGAUAAAAUGAAUGAAUACGAAGAUAAAAAUGAAGAGUCUUCAAUAAAAAUUGCAAGUGUAAGACAUUGAAAGAUAUAGAACCUGUAUUAACUGCUUAAUGGUAUAAAAUCUUG